Penicillium subrubescens is the source of this 873-nucleotide messenger RNA. RefSeq names its product SDR family NAD(P)-dependent oxidoreductase. Gene Ontology annotation, molecular function: oxidoreductase activity, acting on the CH-OH group of donors, NAD or NADP as acceptor. The transcript has 4 exons. Bases 1 to 873 code for a protein of 290 amino acids. NCBI's taxonomy places the organism in Eukaryota, Fungi, Ascomycota, Eurotiomycetes, Eurotiales, Aspergillaceae. The record is from RefSeq and is a predicted model, not a curated record.
AUGGCCAACACUCGCCUAGAUCAGAUACAAAGUCACCUUGGGCCGAAUGGUUUGGAAAUGGAUCCUACCCGCGUUGACGGCCAUGUAAUUAUCAUAACCGGUGCAGCACAAGGCAUCGGUCGAUCAGCGGCCAUUCUCCUCGCUCAGAGGGGAGCGAAAGUCGCGAUCAAUGAUCUAGAUAGCGAAAAAGCAGCGGACGUUGUCCGCGAAAUCCGAAGCCUGGGACAUAUUGCAGAGGCCUUCCCUGGAGAUGCUCUGGAUGAAAAGUUCCCCGACCAACUGAUAACUCGAGUUCGGGCAAAAUGGGGGAAGAUCAACUGUUUAAUCAACAAUGCCGGGUUCUGUCAUGAUAGUGCCAUUCACAAAAUGCCGGACGCCAAAUUUGACAUUGUGAUGAAAAUACACAACUACACGCCGUUCCGCCUCCUCAGGGCCCUUUCCUCGCACUGGAUGGACCCCGCAUUCCAUGAUAUGCCUAAGAACCUCGUUAAUGUUUCUUCCACAUCCGGGCUACACGGCGCCAUGGGUCAGAUCAAUUAUGCAACAGCCAAGGCAGGAAUAGUCGGGCUCACAAAAACUGUGGCAGUAGAAUGGGGCCGAUACAAUGUGCGAGCCAAUGCUGUAGCAUACGGAUGGAUUGACACCCGUAUCACACGUCCUCCUACUAAGUCGCAAGUAUUAAGCAUUGGAGGGCAGCAGAUUAAACCUGGCAUUCCUAUGAAUGCGAAGAAAUGGCGAGACGUUUCGGACAUACCUUUGGCUAGACCAGGGACUGCGGAUGAGGCUGCCAGGGUUAUGUUAUUCCUAGCUAGCCCACUUGCUGCAUAUGUAACUGGAACUUGUAUUGAGUGCACUGGGGGUCGAUUCAUGUGA